ACAAAGUGGCAAUUUCUGUAACCAUGUAUAUUUUCUUUUGAAUUAAAUUAUAACAUUUUAUUCAAAAAAAAGUAAUGAGCAAAAGUUUUGAUUGGUCAAGAAUUAGAAAAAAGCUUCCUAUCACUGAUCUUUAGUUGAAAAGCAGAGCGUAAAAGGAUGAACAAGAUAUACAGGGAAAUUGUCGACAGGAACCUCUUUGGCAUUGACGCAUUGUCCACAGUCGUCGUUGUUGUUUCCCUUCUGGAUAGAGCCUCCGUUAACCGUUUUCCACAACAUCUAUAUAUCUUAAGCUUCGAUAAUUUUUAUGCAAAAUGCAUAUAUGUUAGGAGUUAGGACGCCAAGUGCUCUAAUGUAUAUAGUUCUGAUAAGAAAAAAGAAGUUCUGAUCACUUUUCGUUUCUUUAUAUCAUUGGCCUUGUAGGCUUGUAAUUGCAGGCUUGUAAUUGCGCGCGAUCACGGAAGAACACAGCUAGACAAAUUAGCUUCACUAAAAGUUUCUCGUAGAAUCAAAGCCCAAUAAACCAACGCUUAUUUUGGGCUCUGUAUAAUACGAACUAUUGUUUUAUCUUUUGUUCUCUUCAAGCCUUUUUGCUAAAAUCUUAUUCUAUAUAUUUUUUGUCAAAAUUUUGCUCUAUUUCUUUUAAGUGAUUCUACUUAAAGAAUGUGUUAUUAGGUGAUUUACCUUUUAGGAUGUACUGGAUCCAACUGUAUAUAUCCUAAUCAAGGUUCAACCCAUGUUAAAUAAGUUUCUUUAGAAGAGUAGAUAUUCCCAACAGAAAUGAAAUUCAUGAUUAUUUAGACUCAUACUAAUUGAUUGUUGAUGUUAUUAGAUGAUUUUAGUUAUGUAAGACAUGGCCUUUUCAUAAGAUAAUUUCUUACUUACAUUUGUAUAUCAGAUUUUCGCUGAGAUUAAUAUUCUGUUUAAUCUGAUAUGUAAGACAUGGACUUUAUAAAACUGAUAUGGUGGUGUUGUGAAUCUUCAUAAGGAACGUAAAAUUGUCAUAUGCAGAAUCAUACGUAUAUUUUUUUUUGUAUAUAGUUUGUAAUAUGACAACUAAUCACUGUUUUAGAAAAAGAAUAUAAAUAUGUUUGAAUAUAAUUUUAUUUAUGUUCAGAAAACUAACCGUAUGUUAUGCCUUUGGAUAAAUUUAAGUUCCAUUCAGCCCAACCAAAGCGGCGUGAUAAAUACGUCGACGAAAUAUGAAAAUACGACAAUUAACUUAUGGAAGGAAGGAUGAUAAUUAUUCAUCCGGUCCAAUUGCCGAUGUCCUUGAUCAUAACUAAUAAAAAUCAUUAAGAUUUCAAAUGAAAAAUCAUUAUCUUAGACUAGUAAACAUGUAAAUUCCCUUUACAAAACUACAACGGUCUAAAAUUAAAUUAUUAUAUUCCUAACUAAAAUCAGAUCUUCAAUUGUUUUCUUCCUGAUUAAAAAUAAGAUCCAUACAAGAACCGCAGAUCGCUCAGAAAGUGUUGUUAGAUGCCAUCAACACCAUGUGCAUGAUCAACCUUCGCCGUGUCAAUAGCUUACACACAAUCGGUUUAACUUUUUAUAUAUUCCAUCUAUAGUACUACCAUAUAAUACUUAUAUAAUGAAAAUUUGUGUGAAAACUGAAAACUGAGAGGUGGUGUUACACGUACAAGUGGAUGUGGAUCCUAAAUAUCCAACUUAUAUAUUUAGAAUCUAACUUUUGCGUAAAUAUAAUCUCCAGAACAUUUAAUUUGACUUCAGAUACUUACAGACCACGAACACGAAGACAGAAGGGAAACCAAUCUUCCUCACCCCUAGACAAGAUUCCCUACUUCUUCAUGGCUUCUUGUAGAAUAUAAAAAGAAAAAUUUAUAUAUUUAAGAUGCAAGAGUUAUAAAGUUAAUACAAUAUAUAUAUAUAUAUGGUGUUUCAAAAAAAAAACAAUAUAUAUAUAUAUAGUUUAAAAAGUUACUAUACAUGAUUUGAUUAUUUAAUGAUCUCAUGGAAUACAUUAUCUACAUUAAUUCUAUAAAUUUGCAUAUCACCGAAACAAAAUAUAAUAUCAGACAUAUAUAUCCUGGACCUAGUAUUACUUUUUUUCCUAUGAUUUAAUCGUAGAUUUUGACCAACUUCGAAAAGAAAAAAAUGAAAGCCAAUCUUGGUUAAUAUUUUGAAUGAUGUUCAAGUGUCAAACGAUAUAUAUGGACAUAAUUCAUUGUCUGAACACGAAUCUCAUUAUUCUACUAUAAAACUGUAUAGUUAACACAGACAACUCAAAACUAAUAUUGACUCAGUGUACUACACUUCCUCCUCCAUAAAUAUUCCAUAUUAUAUCACCACAUAAACCUCUCUUCUCUCUCUCCAUCUUAAUUAAUCUCUUCUCUCUCUACUCGUCGUAAAAUAAAUCAAAAUGAUCACCGGCAAAGAUAUGUACGACGUACUAGCGGCGAUGGUGCCGCUAUACGUAGCUAUGAUGCUAGCCUAUGGUUCGGUUCGGUGGUGGGGAAUAUUCACACCGAGCCAAUGCUCCGGUAUAAACCGGUUCGUUGCGGUUUUCGCGGUUCCUCUCCUCUCUUUCCAUUUCAUCUCCUCCAAUGAUCCGUAUGCCAUGAACUACCAUUUCCUCGCCGCUGAUUCUCUUCAGAAAGUCGUCAUCCUCGCCGCACUCUUUCUUUGGCAGGCGUUUAGUCGGAGAGGAAGUUUAGAAUGGAUGAUAACGCUCUUUUCUCUAUCGACACUACCGAACACGUUGGUAAUGGGAAUCCCGUUGCUCCGGGCGAUGUACGGGGACUUCUCCGGUAACCUAAUGGUGCAGGUCGUGGUGCUUCAGAGUAUCAUCUGGUAUACAUUAAUGCUCUUCAUGUUUGAGUUCCGUGGCGCUAAGCUUCUCAUCUCCGAGCAGUUCCCUGAAACGGCCGGUUCCAUCACUUCUUUUCGUGUUGACUCUGAUGUUGUCUCUCUCAAUGGCCGUGAGCCUCUCCAGACUGAUGCGGAGAUAGGUGACGACGGGAAGCUCCACGUGGUUGUCCGGAGAUCAAGCGCCGCCUCAUCUAUGAUCUCAUCGUUCAAUAAAUCUCAUGGUGGAGGACUUAACUCCUCCAUGAUAACGCCGCGAGCUUCAAAUCUCACCGGUGUUGAGAUUUAUUCAGUACAAUCUUCGCGAGGGCCGACGCCGAGAGCUUCGAGCUUUAACCAGACAGAUUUUUACGCUAUGUUUAAUGCAAGCAAAGCUCCGAGCCCUCGUCACGGCUACACCAAUAGCUACGGUGGCGCCGGGUCAGGUCCGGGGGGAGAUGUUUACUCGCUUCAGUCGUCUAAAGGAGUGACGCCAAGAACGUCGAAUUUUGAUGAGGAAGUUUUGAAGGCGAAGAAAGGAGCAAGAGGAGGAAAAAACAUUAGUGGUGAAUUAUAUAACAACAAUAAUGUUCCAUCGUACCCACCACCGAACCCGAUGUUCACGGGGUCAACGAGCGGAGCAAGUGGAGUCAAGAAAAAGGAAAGUGGUGGCGGAGGAGGAGGAGGAGGAGGAGGACAGAACAAGGAGAUGAACAUGUUCGUGUGGAGUUCGAGUGCUUCUCCGGUGUCCGAAGCCAACGCCAGGAACGCUAUGACAAGGGGUGCCUCCGUCGAUUUAUCCACCGACCCAAAAGCUUCACUUCCUCCUCAAGAAAACCUCGCUUACAAAGCGAUGCAUAGUCUGAUUGAGAACAUGACACCGGGAAGAAAAGGGCAUGUGGAGAUGGAUCAAGACGGUAAUAACGAAGGAAAGUCAGGGGUGAAUUCGUCACCUUACAAUGGGAAGAAAGGUAGUGACGUGGAAGACGGUGGUCCCGGCGGUCCAAGGAAACAGCAGAUGCCGCCGGCGAGCGUGAUGACGAGAUUAAUACUGAUAAUGGUUUGGAGAAAACUCAUUCGAAACCCUAACACUUACUCUAGUCUCUUUGGCCUUGCUUGGUCCCUUGUCUCCUACAAAUGGAAUAUAAAGAUGCCAACCAUAGUGAGUGGAUCGAUCGCGAUACUAUCUGAUGCUGGUCUUGGCAUGGCUAUGUUUAGUCUUGGUCUAUUUAUGGCAUUGCAACCAAAGAUAAUAGCAUGCGGAAAAUCAGUGGCAGUCUUCGCGAUGGCCGUAAGGUUCUUGACCGGACCGGCCGUGAUCGCAGCCACCUCAAUUGCAAUUGGUCUUCGUGGCAAUCUCCUCCAUAUCGCUAUCGUUCAGGCUGCUCUUCCUCAAGGAAUUGUUCCUUUUGUUUUUGCCAAGGAAUAUAACGUCCAUCCUGAUAUUCUCAGCACUGCGGUUAUAUUCGGAAUGCUGGUUGCUUUGCCUGUAACAGUGCUAUACUACGUUCUUUUGGGUAUUUAAGUUAUAAUCAAGACGUAAUGGCAAAUUAAAGGUGAUUUUUAAAAAAAUUACUAAGAAAAGAAAGGAGACUAAUUCCAGUUCAGGCUUAGGUGGAUGGACUAUGCCAUGUCGUAUUAAUUAAUUUAUAGCAGACGAUAUAAUAGAUAUUUUAGUUAGUUUUGUUAUAAUUUAUACGCACAUGCAUGUACGUGACUCUUUGUAAUUUUUAUUACAUUAAUUAAAAUUUGGGAUUUUUGCAAAAUUGACCUACAACUUAAAGUCAAACACAAAACUAACCUCCCUUUUUUUUGAAAAUUGGUUUUGCCCUAUUCACCCCACAAGUUCAUAUAAUUUACGAA
Messenger RNA from Brassica rapa (field mustard), 4665 nucleotides. Its product is annotated as auxin efflux carrier component 2. NCBI's taxonomy places the organism in Eukaryota, Viridiplantae, Streptophyta, Magnoliopsida, Brassicales, Brassicaceae. Gene Ontology annotation, cellular component: plasma membrane; endoplasmic reticulum. Gene Ontology annotation, biological process: auxin export across the plasma membrane; auxin polar transport. The record is from RefSeq and is a predicted model, not a curated record. Gene Ontology annotation, molecular function: auxin efflux transmembrane transporter activity.